This is a messenger RNA of Malus domestica (apple), 1433 nucleotides long. Its product is annotated as putative pectinesterase 63. Gene Ontology annotation, molecular function: pectinesterase activity. NCBI's taxonomy places the organism in Eukaryota, Viridiplantae, Streptophyta, Magnoliopsida, Rosales, Rosaceae. The record is from RefSeq and is a predicted model, not a curated record. Gene Ontology annotation, biological process: pectin catabolic process; cell wall modification.
UUCUACUCACCAUUUUAAUCAAUAGCACCCCAAAAAAUAAAAUGGCCGGAAAAAACACAUGCAUGGGCGUCCAUGCAGCUCUAAUUAUGACAAUUCUCCUCACCGCCACCGUUGCCACGGCGGACGACAAUACACCGAUACCAUCCGACCAUUCCCAAAUCAACACAUGGUUCGAUAACAAUGCGAAGCCAUACACAGAACGGCAGAGCACGCUUGACCCUGCCGUUGUGACGGCCGAGGCUGGUCAAACAGUCAUCAAGGUCAUGCAAGAUGGAAAAGGAGACUUCAAGACCGUCACUGACGCUAUUAAUAGCAUUCCGGCCGGGAACACGAAACGUGUCAUUGUGCAUGUUGGCGGAGGAGAGUACAACGAAAAAAUUAUGAUUCCACGAAAUAAACCAUUUGUCACUUUAUAUGGUUCUCCAUCAAAUAUGCCAAAUUUGACAUUUGAUGGCACGGCCCAGAAGUAUGGAACUGUAAACAGUGCUACAGUGAUUGCAGAAUCUGACUACUUUGUUGCCGCUAACCUUCUUAUUAAAAACUCUUCGCCAAGGCCAGAUGGGAAAAGAGUGGGAGCGCAGGCGGUGGCAUUGAGGGUGUCGGGCAACAAUUCAGCCUUGUACAAUUGCAAGUUGGUUGGAUUUCAGGACACCCUUUGUGAUGACAGGGGCAAUCAUUUGUUCAAGGACUGCUACAUUGAAGGCACUGUGGAUUUCAUUUGGGGAAGUGGAAAGUCUCUCUAUUUGAACACCGAGUUGCAUGUGCUGGGAGAUACUGGAAUAACAGUGAUAACAGCACAAGCAAGGGACUCAGCUUCGGAGGACACUGGAUACUCAUUUGUUCACUGCAACAUAACUGGGAUAGGCAGUGGCACAUAUUUGGGUAGGGCUUGGAGAGUUAGACCUCAGGUGGUGUAUGCUUACACCAGCAUGACCGAGGUAGUUAACCCUGCCGGUUGGAGCAACGAUAACCACCCCGAACGUGACAACACUGUGUCCUACGGAGAGUACAAGUGCAUUGGUCAAGGUUCAAGUAUAUAUAAUAAGAGAAAUUUGAGCAAAGAACUAACAGACGAACAAGUCAAGCCUUUCAUUAGCCUUGGAUAUAUUCAGGGUUCCAAAUGGCUGCUUCCUCCUCCAAAUCCAAAAGUGUAGUUAUAUAUAUAUAUAUAUAUAUAUAUAUACAUAUAUACACAUAGUACGUGUGUUUAUGCAUUCAGUGGCGAAACCAGGAAUUGUCGUGGGAAGGGGUGAAAAGGGGUACUGUUGACCAACACCGUAGAACGAUUUCUCAGUCGUUGCGGUAGGCAACUGCUUAGUGCCUAGAUGAGAUCUAAGCAGUGCUGGACAUGGAUUUUUGAAAUAAUGGCCAAACCGCCAGCUGAAUAUUUUUGUUCACAAAAUUAUAUACAAAGUCUAUUUCAAUUGCAUUAA